UUCGUAAAGAUGGCGGCGUCCUGUCUGGGUUAGUGUGUUGUGAAACAGAUCUACUGACAGUGAUAUUAAACCUUUUUUAGUAGCGUUUUUCUUUCCUGUUUGGUUGCUGUUCAAAGCGGGGUGUGAACUGCAGUAGGCUGCUUUAAAAUGCGAAGUAGCAGAGACGCCCGGAGCUGUUUUUCAUAAACUAGGCUAGUCAAAAGGUUUCAUUUUAAACGGUUGUAAUAACAUGUUUCCAGCUCCGGCGUCGCGUUUGACCCGCUUGGGGUCCGUGUCCCUCCGUGGACUGAGAUGUCUGAGCCUGUUCUCCAGCUCGGAUUCCUCCACCACUUGGAGUAAAGUGGUGUCGGACGCGGAGAAGAUCGUGGGAUAUCCUACCUCGUUCAUGAGUCUGCGCUGCCUGCUCAGCGAUGAGCUGAGUAAUGUUGCCAUGCAUGUGAGGAAGCUGGUGGGGACCCAGCACCCCUUACUCAACACCGCCAGAGGCUUCGUCUAUGACAGCAAGAACAAUCUCCAGAUGAGAGGACUGAUCGUGCUGCUUCUCUCCAAAGCUGCAGGACCCAGCCACUCAUCCUCAGAUUUCCUACCUCAGGACAUGAUCAGUGGCAUCUACCCAAGCCAGAGGAACCUGGCAGAAAUCACAGAGCUUAUCCACACAGCAUUCCUGGUGCAUCGAGGGAUCGUUAAUCUGAAGGAGUGGACGGACUCAGACGGGCCGCUGAAGGACAUGGAGUUUGGGAAUAAGAUGGCCGUCCUGAGUGGCGACUUCUUGCUGGCGAAUGCUUGUACAGGACUGGCAGAGCUCAACGACACUAAGGUGGUUGAACUGAUCUCCAGUGCCAUCGGGGAUUUGGUCCAAGGAAUAUAUUAUGAGAGUUCCUGCAGUGCUGAGGAGAGUCUCUGCGAGGGCGUCGACGUGGCGUCAUGGGAGGAUCAGACGUUUCUGUCUCACGGAGCUCUGCUAGCCAAGAGCUGUCAGGCCGCCAUGCAGCUCGCUAAACACGAGAGAGAUGCACAAAGACAGGCCUACCUGUAUGGAAAACACCUGUCGCUGGGCCACAAGCUCAACUCUGACCUGCAGCCGUUUGUAAGGAGCAGGCUGGGAGAGAUGACAUCGUUCAGUCUGAGCGCCGCCCCGGUGGUUUUCCACCAUCAGAUCGUCGGGAACGAGAGAUGGCACCAGCAGCUGGAGGAGGCAAGGACCUUGAGAAACCAGUUGGACUAUACUAAGCUCUUGGCAGCGGUUAAGUCAGAGAAAGGCGUGAGCUCGGCGGUGGACUUGUGCCGUUACCAUAGCAACAGGGCUCUGGAGGCCAUCCAGGCUUUCCCCUCCUCUGAAGCUCGGUCCGCCCUGGAGAACAUAGCCUCCGCCGUCACCAAAUUUUGACCCAAGCCCACUCAGAGGGGGCACGCCUCCUCCGUGGAGCGCCGAGGCUCUGGCUUUGGUCACGAUGCUGUCGCCAGGGUUUUUCCUUCAGAAACUCCUCCAACUGUUCAUCACGGGAUGAAAAAAUCUCCUCACUCUGGCUUGCGGCCAGCUGUUUUGGAGGCUCCCUCCUCCUCCUCCUCCUCUUCCACAGCGAAAAAUAUCCCAGCAGGCUACUGUUUUUUUUUUUUUUUUUUUAGUUGUCAUUGUUACCUGGCUUAUCAGCAAAGCCACAUACCGGGCAGAACAUCAUUUAAGAUGUUUUGAUGAAUCGUCUGUGUCAUCUGGAAAAUGUGCCAUGAGCAGUAAAUGAUGCUUGUUCUCAAAAAUGUCCCAUUAUUCAACCUGCUUAAUAGUGCAGAGAUGACUCUAGAAACUGUAGCUGCUGCUGCUGGUUUUGCUCUCUGCCAAACUAAAGAGUUUAACUGAAGAAAAGAAGUCCUGUUUUGUUGGUUAUGCUGCUAAGAACUGCUGUUACGCAGAGGAUAGACUGGGGAGAAUCCGGAGGUCAUAAUGUCAUCAAUGUUGCCUUGUUAUGUCAGUCUCAACGCCUGUUUGUGUGUGUGUGAGAGAUUUGAAGCAACCCAGGGGCAUGGAAAGGUCACCCAAACCUCUCCCCUAUGGGCCAGCCAGCGAGCGCAUUGAAGCUCCGCCAAGCAGUAAUUAUUAAUGAAGAGACCUGAGCAAAUGGACAGGAAAUGCAGAGGUAUUGAUUGGGCUGGUUGCCCUGCUCUAAGGCGUGCAGACUGGCGCCAGCCUGGUGGCCUGUGGUUUCCCAGGCUGAUGUCUGUGGAGGGCAUGAUGUGGGCGGAGGGGGGAGGCAACUAAGGUGUGAAGCCAGGCCACCGCUGGCAGCUGUCUGUCACAUACCGACUACAGGUUGUCUAAGGAGGGGACGGGAAAGACAAGUUAUUCACAGCCGAUAUUUAACUUUAAAUAAAUGUGUGGAUGGAGAUUAUUUCCAAAGAUA
Molecule: messenger RNA, 2396 nt
Organism: Cyprinodon tularosa
Lineage: Eukaryota; Metazoa; Chordata; Actinopteri; Cyprinodontiformes; Cyprinodontidae
Gene: pdss2
Product: prenyl (decaprenyl) diphosphate synthase, subunit 2
Exons: 8
Coding region: 230-1387 (385 amino acids)
Biological process (GO): ubiquinone biosynthetic process; isoprenoid biosynthetic process
Cellular component (GO): transferase complex; mitochondrion
Molecular function (GO): prenyltransferase activity
Source: RefSeq, a predicted model, not a curated record